Messenger RNA from Acanthosepion pharaonis, 774 nucleotides. Lineage: Eukaryota; Metazoa; Mollusca; Cephalopoda; Sepiida; Sepiidae. The record is from the annotation of a GenBank genome assembly.
AUGAUUCUAUCUAUCUAUCUUUUAUCUAUUUUGAAAGGCACAUAUCUGUCUAUUGCCGCCUGUUUAUAUCUAUCUAUCUAUCUAUCUAUCUAUCUAUCUAUCUAUCUAUCUAUCUAUCUAUCUAUUUCCGUCUGUUCCCAUUUAUCUCAGUCCGUUCAAUAUCUAUCUAUCUAUCUAUCUAUCUAUCUAUCUAUCUAUCUAUCUAUCUAUCGUCUGUUUCUUUCUAUCAUCGUCUCUUUCUUUCUUUCUUUCUUUCUUUCUUUCUUUCUUUCUUUCUUUCUUUCUUUCUUUCUUUCUUUCCUCUCUGUAAUCUAUCUAUCUAUCUAUCUCCGUCUCUUUCUUUCCAUCAUCGUUUCUUUUUUCUUUCUAUCGUCUCUUUGUUUUUUCUUUCUUUUUUUUUUUCUAUCUAUCUAUCUAUCUAUCUAUCUAUCUAUCUAUCUAUCUAUCUAUCUAUCUAUCUAUCUAUGUUUGCUUUAUUUCUUUGCUUCUUUUCUUUUUUUCUUUAAUUCUUUCUAUCUCGAAGUUUUUUUCAUUCGUCACGUUUUAUCUAUCUAUCUAUCUAUCUAUCUAUCUAUCUAUCUAUCUAUGUCUCUCUCUCUAUCUAUCUAUCUAUCUAUCUAUCUAUCUAUCUAUCUAUCUAUCUAUCUAUCUAUUCUUCUCUGUUCAUUAUCUCUCAAGCCAUACAUAUCUAACUUUAUCAUCAUCUCUCUGUUUCUCUCUCUCUCUCUCUCUCUCUCUCUCUCUCUCUGUGUCUAUAUUUCUGUUUCUAUUUAG